Messenger RNA from Camarhynchus parvulus, 2351 nucleotides. It is a transcript of the gene SOX9, whose product is annotated as SRY-box transcription factor 9. Gene Ontology annotation, molecular function: DNA-binding transcription factor activity, RNA polymerase II-specific; RNA polymerase II cis-regulatory region sequence-specific DNA binding. The record is from RefSeq and is a predicted model, not a curated record. NCBI's taxonomy places the organism in Eukaryota, Metazoa, Chordata, Aves, Passeriformes, Thraupidae. Gene Ontology annotation, cellular component: nucleus. Gene Ontology annotation, biological process: positive regulation of chondrocyte differentiation; chondrocyte differentiation; heart development.
CCCUGCCCCUUAGCGCCUAACUUUUUAAUUUUUUUUUAUUAUCAAUUUUGUUUUUCGCCCCCUUGUUCCCCCUCGGCCGCUUUCUCGCAUGAAUCUCCUCGACCCUUUCAUGAAAAUGACAGAAGAACAGGACAAAUGUAUCUCCGACGCCCCCAGCCCCACCAUGUCGGAUGACUCCGCCGGCUCCCCCUGCCCCUCUGGAUCCGGCUCGGACACGGAGAACACCAGACCCCAAGAGAACACCUUCCCCAAGGGCGACCCGGACCUGAAGAAGGAGAACGACGAGGACAAGUUCCCGGUGUGCAUCCGGGAGGCGGUGAGCCAGGUGCUCAAGGGCUACGACUGGACCCUGGUGCCGAUGCCGGUGCGGGUGAACGGCUCGAGCAAGAACAAACCGCACGUCAAGAGACCCAUGAACGCCUUCAUGGUGUGGGCGCAGGCGGCCCGCAGGAAGCUGGCGGAUCAAUACCCGCAUCUGCACAACGCCGAGCUCAGCAAGACCCUGGGCAAGCUCUGGAGGCUGCUGAACGAGAGCGAGAAGCGCCCGUUCGUGGAGGAGGCCGAGCGGCUGCGGGUGCAGCACAAGAAGGACCACCCCGACUACAAGUACCAGCCCCGGCGGAGGAAGUCGGUGAAGAACGGGCAGGCGGAGCAGGAGGAGGGCGCGGAGCAGACCCACAUCUCCCCCAACGCCAUCUUCAAGGCGCUGCAGGCGGACUCGCCCCAAUCCUCCUCCAGCAUCAGCGAGGUGCACUCGCCCGGGGAGCACUCGGGCCAGUCCCAGGGGCCCCCCACGCCCCCCACCACCCCCAAGACGGACGCCCAGCCGGGCAAGCAGGACCUGAAGCGCGAGGGCCGCGCGCUGGGCGAGGGCGGCCGGCAGCCACCGCACAUCGACUUCCGCGACGUGGACAUCGGCGAGCUCAGCAGCGACGUCAUCUCCAACAUCGAGACCUUCGACGUCAACGAGUUCGACCAGUACCUGCCCCCCAACGGGCACCCCGGCCAGGUCACCUACACGGGCACCUACGGCAUCAGCGGCGCUGCGGGAGUUUGGAUGUCCAAGCAGCAGCAGCAGCAACCGCCAGCGGCGCAGCUGCCGGCGCUGAGCGCGGAGCAAGGCCCCCAACAACAACAACAGCAGCAACAGCAGCAAAGGACCCACAUCAAGACAGAGCAGCUGAGCCCCAGCCACUACAGCGAGCAGCAGCAGCACUCCCCGCAGCAACAGCAGCAACAGCAGCUGAGCUACAGCUCCUUCAACCUGCAGCACUACAGCUCGUCCUACCCCAGCAUCAGCCGUGCGCAGUACGAGUACGGCGAGCACCAGGGCUCCUCCUCGGGCUCCUACUACAGCCACGCCGGGCAGGGAGGGGGGAUUUACUCCACCUUCAGCUACAUGAGCCCCACGCAGCGCCCCAUGUACACCCCGAUCGCCGACACGGCGGGCGUGCCCUCCAUCCCGCAGACGCACAGCCCGCAGCACUGGGAGCAGCCCGUCUACACGCAGCUCACCCGGCCCUAAGCCAGCGCAGAAGGCGCCGACGAAAAAGGCGAGGAGAAAAAAAAAAAAAGCGAGAAAAAAAAAUCUAAAAAAAACAAAAAAAUAAUAAUCAGAAACGAGCGAAAGCGGUGAGGAGUUGCCUCAGAGUGCGUGAGAUCUGAAUGAUGAUUAAAAAGACGCUGGCGCCUCGAGCCUUCUGCACUACAGCAUCCUCCCCCAAGCCCCCAAAUUUGGGACAGACUUGCCAAGGACUGGACUUGAACUCUGCUUCUUCCCAUGUGGAGAGGAGAUUUCCACCCAACACGCCCAGCUGGCUCCUUCUCUGGACUUUUGUAAUGAUUUUUUUUUUUUUAGCAGUAAUUAAAAGCGAGAUAAAAAAAUAAAAAUUAAAAAAAAAAGAAAAAAAAAAAGGGGGGGUAAAAGAGAAAACUCAGAGUCCUCUGUGAGGAAUAUUCUCUAUUUUAAAUAUUUUUAGUAUGUACUGUGUAUGAUUCGUUACCAAUUGUGAGGGGAUUUAUACCUAUUUUUUAGAGAUUUUUUUGAAAUGCUCUUAUUUUUCCAACAGCUAAAAAAAUUAAAAACAAAUGACACUUAGUGGAGCAGCCCUAGGUUUUCUUGCAGAGGUAUUUUUGUAUAGAGAAGUGUCUUUUUUGUGCUCUAAAAAUGAAACUAAACCAGCGUGCUCUGCCCUGGGAACCCAGCACUGGGGCAGGGACCAGCAUGGGAGAGGCUUUAUUUUUCUAACUCGUAGCAAAACCAGCCAGGAGGAGAACUUCACUUUAUUUUUUAAUAACCUUGAGCCUUAAAAGAAAAACAAAACAGAGGAGAAAAAAAAAAAAAAAAAAGU